Molecule: messenger RNA, 2375 nt
Organism: Tarenaya hassleriana
Lineage: Eukaryota; Viridiplantae; Streptophyta; Magnoliopsida; Brassicales; Cleomaceae
Product: probable protein phosphatase 2C 62
Exons: 9
Coding region: 98-2170 (690 amino acids)
Source: RefSeq, a predicted model, not a curated record
GCGCGAACUGAAAGAGAGGGUUACCUCUCGUUAUGAUUGAGCUUCGUCCUUUUUCUAUCAUCUCCUCCUCCACCUGACACUGUACAAGCUCAUUUCCAUGGCGGAUCAUCUGUUCCUCUCUCUCAAACCUCCUCCUCCUCCUCCUAUGAUCUUUCCUUGCUUUACCCGUCGUCCUUGGUGCUGCCGUUCUUCGUUUUCCGGUGAAAUCAGAUUCUCCGUUCGCGAGCUCCUCCGACUAGCCAAUUCGACUUCUCCUUCCCAUUCUUCGUCUUCCUCGUCGCCUCCGUCCCUGGAUUCUGCUCCGGCGAAGUUCGAUGUAGUCUCUACCACACAGCUUCACGAUGGAAGCCAUGUCUUCCGUUUUGGAGAUGCGAGUGAAAUCGAAAGAAAUGCUGAAAAGGAAGAACCAACGAGUAGUGUAGUACAGGAAGAGGGGUCUGAGAUAGCAGAAGAAGCCAGUGGGGUUUCAGCGGAACAAGCGGUGAAGGAAGAUUCUGUUCACCUUCCGGAAUUGGAAGCUCCUAAUGGCAAAUCUAAUUCGGAGACAGAAACGAUGAGCUCUAACGUGAAAACAGUUAAGGAGGAGAGAGCUGUUCCUGCUAAUCGUAGCGAUGUCAUCAAGAUUAAGGAUCGUAAAAGGCCGCGUUCCCCUUCAAAGAAAAAGAAAGAAUCUUCGAGCCCAGUGAGUGUAUCUCUGCAUGAUGACAAAGUCGAGACCGAAGACGCUAAUUUGUCCGAGAUGAAUUCGAAGGAAGAAAAGGUCACCACCAUUUGUAAAACCUCCCACGAAAAAAAGGUCUCCAUUUCUGGGGAUUCUGAGACGACAAAUCAGAGUGUAGCAGCAGCUGAGGCUUAUAUUCAUCCUAAAGUCAUGGAGAACGCUGUAGAGAGUGAAGUAGUUGCUAAAUCAUCUUCUUCGGACUGUUCUGAGACACGUGAUUAUCCAGAAAUCGCCGAGAAGCAUACAGAAAGCGAAACAACAUCUGAAUUACCUACUUCAGAAGUUUUCUCUGAGAAUCAUGAAGCUGAGGAAGUUUCAGAGGAGAAGACUGGUGGUAUCAAGGUCAUGCAUGUCUCCACUAUUGGCCAUGGUGGUAACUUUGAUGCAGUAAUAAACCCCAUCACAGAUUUUGACCCUACAUCGAAUCAUUUUGAUGAACAGCAGGCAACAGCUGUUGUGACUCCUGAUGAAUUCAUUCCAACCUCUGGAGCAACACAUGAUGGUGUGGAUGGGACGGACGAAAAGUCAGUGACUGACCAAUCUGAUGUGGCGACAAUGAGGUCUGAUGAUGUUGAAAUCGUGGUUUCAACCACAAAAGAGGAAAGAACUUUGGAUGCAAAGAAAGGUGACGAUGUCGAAUUAUUUGCAACUGACAUGACCGAACCAGCAUCCAUUGAAACGGCUUCAAGGAGAGAAGAAAUUGCACCUAAAGAGUUUUACUUGGACUCCGGUUUCACCUCUCUUCAAAAGCCUUGUAAGGCAUUGGCAGGUCGGGAAGAUGCUUAUUUUAUCUCUCACCAAAGAUGGUUAGGUGUUGCUGAUGGAGUCUGUCAAUGGUCAUUUGAAGGAAUCAAUGCCGGGGUAUACGCUCAAGAACUCUUGAACAACUGUCAAAAGAUUAUUUCAGAUGAAAGUGUCCAGAUAACUGACCCUGUUGAAAUACUCGGUAGAAGUGCGAGUGAAACCAAAUCCAAUGGAUCAUCAACAGCCUUGGUUGCUCAUUUCGACGGUCAUGAACUCCACGUCGCGAAUGUCGGAGAUUCUGGGUUCAUGGUUAUUAGGGACGGGACAGUACUGCAGAAGUCUUCUCCUAUGUUCCACGAGUUUGGAUUUCCCUUGCAAUUAACGCGAGGCGAUGAUCCUUCGAAACUUGCAGAGGUUUACCGUGUCAAUCUGGACGAGGGCGAUGUAAUUGUCGCUGCAACUGACGGACUCUUCGACAAUCUAUAUGAGAGAGAAAUCGUUUCCAUGGUCUCCAGUUCACUCCAACAGAAUUCGGAACCUCAGAAAAUAGCGGAGUUGCUGGCCGAAAAGGCGCAGGAAGUCGGGAGUUGUGCUUCAUCAAGAACUCCAUUUGCGGAUGCAGCCCGAGCAGCGGGUUACAACAGAUACAGAGGCGGGAAACCCGAUGCUGUAACCGUUAUCGUUUCUUUGGUAAGAACUCGGUAACCCGUUUUUCUCCCGCGACCACAGAGGAGGAUAUUUCAAAUCGUACAGUCUUGAGUCCUCUCUUAUGUGGUUGGUUGUUCCAAAGGAUAUAAUCCGAGACUUAAGAGAGAAGUUUUCAAAGAGAGUUGUGAUGAGAAUGUGGUUACCUUUGUACAAAUCUGUUUUUAAUAUUCAUGGAUUUUUAUUAUUGAAAUGCCCCUUUAUA